Molecule: messenger RNA, 1844 nt
Organism: Cyprinus carpio (common carp)
Lineage: Eukaryota; Metazoa; Chordata; Actinopteri; Cypriniformes; Cyprinidae
Product: cAMP-responsive element-binding protein-like 2
Biological process (GO): regulation of DNA-templated transcription
Cellular component (GO): nucleus
Molecular function (GO): DNA-binding transcription factor activity
Source: RefSeq, a predicted model, not a curated record
CCGCGCCAGAACCGGAAAAGCGCUGUUAGCAUUCGGCUAAAUGCUAAAAACACAGGCAGCUCCACUGGAAGAUUGAUCCAAAAAUCAUCUCAAGCGGACUCUAUAAUCGAUUACAGGUGAAUGAUCGAGGACCAGCGCGCGACUGCAGACUCGCGUCGAUCGGAAAACACGCGAUGGAUGACAAAAAAAUGGUUGCUGGAAAAGUGAAGAAACCCGGCAAGCGCGGCCGCAAACCUGCCAAGAUCGACCUGAAGGCCAAGCUGGAGAGAAGCCGGCAGAGCGCCAGAGAGUGCCGCGCCAGGAAGAAGCUGCGCUACCAGUAUCUGGAGGAGCUGGUGUCCAGUAAGGAGAGGGCCAUCUGUGCGCUGCGAGAGGAGAUGGACAUGUACAAGCAGUGGUGUCUGGCCAUGGACCAGGGGAAGAUCCCGUCCGAAAUCAAAGCCCUCCUGACCGGAGACGAGCAGAAAGCGCCGCAGAGCUCCAGCAACAAGAUCCCCAAGAACAGCAAGUACGGCCAGAACAAAACGUCUUAGACGGAUCCAGAGCGAGAGCGUUCGGAUGCGUGAAUGUGAAUCAGUGUUUAUCUGUGGUUUUGUCGUAAUGGGACGUUUAAAAUAAGUUUUUCUGUUUGCAUUCACAAUAAUAUGACCAUUAGAGAGUUAUUCCUGUGGAUUUGUGUGUUUGUUUCAGGUUUUGUGUUGAUGUGUGAUUCGUAAACAUUUCCUCCUCCUUUAAAUAUUUAUUUCGGAACCCCUUCUGGUACCAAAUCAUUUGUGAUGAAGGAUUCAGCGCUCGUGAGUCCAGUCUACCACUGGAUAAAAAAAAUAAAGCUAAUUGUGCCUUUUUAUCUCACAUUUCUGAGUUCACGUCACAAUUCAGACUUUUUUUCUCAUAAUUCUGAGACUCAAAAUUGCAAGCUUUGAACUCAGUUACUCAGUUUAUAACCAAGUUACUUGCAAUUCUGAGGAGAAACUAAAAAAUUGUAAGAUAUUGAUUUAAAAGUCAGAAUUAUUAAAUAAAAAGUAGCAUUUUUUUUUUUUUGGGUGAAAACCAAAAACAGAAUUGCAAGAUGUUAACUAGAAAAAGUUAGAUUCUCUGACAAUUCCUAGUUUUUGUUAGAAUUGUUAGAGAUAAAAAGUAACAAUUCCCUUUUUUUAUUCAUUAUUCCAUGGUGGAAACAAGCUUCCAUGUGACAAUGUGACGAUGACGUGUGUUUUAAUCAGUUUAAUCCAUUAAACCUGUAGACAGAGACCUUAUAAGACGGACUUUUGCCAAAAUCUCUUGCUCUGCUCUUUGCACUUUACAAGAUUUGAAAGAUUUCAACGCAUAGCACUUCCCCUUUCUCUUGUACAAAUAGAGUUUGUCUGUGUUUUGUUGAUCGUGUAUUUAUUUCACUAACUGAAACUUAAAGCACUUUCCUUCAAAGCUCUAAUUUUUGUACUUUAUUCGAGUUCCAUCUGCUUUAUUCGGCAGGUUUGACAAAAGCAAACCAAAAUAACAUAUUUCAGCACGGACGAGUUACGAUCUGAAUGAAGUUAAUGAAUGUGAAACUAUUUCGUCAGUGCUGAUCGGCCCAAACACAGAGAUGUAGAAGUGUUUCGUGAAAAGUUCGAGUUUUAAUGAACGUGGAACACUUUCAUUGGCCUUCAGCACUUUUCCUUGUGACUCCUGACUCUGAGUCUCUAUUCUGGCUGGCAUAAUCUAUAAUAUUUAGAGCUCAAAUGUAUAUUUUUAUAUGGUGUGUAUAAAAUGUAGAUCGAAAUUUGUUGCAGGAUGAUGCUUAAACGUCUUAUUAAACAGUGUAGCAUUGCUUUGUGAUCCUGAAUAAAAACAUUGAAUCUGAA